Molecule: messenger RNA, 1174 nt
Organism: Cuscuta epithymum
Lineage: Eukaryota; Viridiplantae; Streptophyta; Magnoliopsida; Solanales; Convolvulaceae
Source: the annotation of a GenBank genome assembly
GUGGAUGCGUGUGCACCCGAACAUGGUGACGGCGAAUAGAGUCCAACCGUGGUUAGGCGGUCCUCGGAAGUAAAGGCAGAGAGGCUAUACGGUCCUCCAGAAAGAAUCAUAGCCGGCCAUGUCUCCUGGUCAACCGGAAGUUUCGGGUACGAAUACCUCUUAAACCGACAAUUCAAAGACGAUGAAAAAGGUAACGGAGAUCCAGACGACACAUAGACAAAUUCUUCUUUCCAAUUGGCUUCGUUGCUACGAGUGACCUUCCACAUGUCAAAGUGGUUGCGCUGAGAGAUAGACACCCAGGACAGACUAUCAGAUGCCGAGCACUGCCCAGCUCGGAACAUGUGCUUGAAGAGGUCUAGGGACGGUUCAAUCCCAAGUGUCUUACACCGGACCAGGAAAGCUACCAGAUACUGAUAACCGAGCGGAGUCAAGUGACAAGGUGAAAUUUCAAGAUCAUUUAAAAACUCGAUAAUCAAAGGGUGUGUGGGAAAGCGGAAUCCUAAUUUUAUGGAAAGAAUAUGCACCCCGAAAAAGUGACCCUUAGGAGGAUCGGUUACAAUAUCCUCCGAAUCUGGACAUCGGACAGUCACUGUGGACGGAAAAAAUUUCUUAUACUUUUGAAACUUGGAAACUGAGAGGCGCGACCUGUAGUGUAAGAUGGGGCUCGGGUCUAAGGGUGGAUACGGACCACGGUAGCGACGUUUUGGUGGUUUGACUGAAGCGGCUCGUGGCUUUAUGGGACUAAUUUCUUCAACAUCAGAAUUAACAUCUGCCCAGGGAUGAGGAAAAUUCUCCAACACUAAUUCCCCGUCACCACUGAACAAUUCAUCAGAGUCUAUGGAGUCCAGUACAUCCAUAAGGACCUCACUUUGAAGAUGUUGAUUGGAGUGGGUGAACGUCGUGGCGGGGUCUAUUAUUUAUGUGGAGCUGAAUCUGUGCAGGCUUCCCAUGUGGCUGGUGGCACAGGAGAAUUAUGGCAUAAAAGAAUGGGGCAUCCUUCAUCUCGGGUGAUACAACUACUUUCUGUUGGUCAAAAUAAAGUUGCCGUUCGUAGUGAUUUUAAUAAAAGUUGUGAUAUUUGUGCUAGAGCAAAACAGACACGUGAAAUAUUUAAUCCUAGUUUGAAUCGUGCACUGCGUAUUUUCGAACUUAUUCAUUGUGAUGUGUGGGGCCC